This is a messenger RNA of Lotus japonicus, 605 nucleotides long. RefSeq lists its product as uncharacterized. The record is from RefSeq and is a predicted model, not a curated record. The transcript has a single exon. Lineage: Eukaryota; Viridiplantae; Streptophyta; Magnoliopsida; Fabales; Fabaceae. Bases 82 to 411 code for a protein of 109 amino acids.
UAGGAUAAGUAUUCAUUUUCCAUUUAGCAUAGACGAUAUCAAAUCAAAUUAUAAAUAAAGUGGUCCACAAGUUUUCAAAGGAUGAAGCUAGAAGGAUCAGCAUGUUGCUUUUGCUUCUCCACCAAGAAGGGUAUUGCAAGGAGUGGCAAAAACAGAGGAGUUUUAAGUUCAGACCACGUUGAGUGGGGAAAGAAUGAUGAAAUGCUCUCAGACAUGAGCACUUUUUCGGUCAAAGAACAAGAAAGGAGGCUGAAGAAAGCGUUGGAACAGGAAGCCAGGGUAAGCAUGGAAGCAGAGAGGGUGGUUCAACGGGUAAAGCAGGAAUCAGCUAGAAUUGAUCAUGCUUCUUCUACAAUCAAAUCAAUUCUCAUUCAUGAAGAAAAAGUGGAAUCGGUUAAAUCUUGCGUUUGAUUUGAGUAAAUUGAUUUGUUUUGUAAACUCUUUCCUUUUUCUAAGUUGUGAUCACGACCAAGAGGAACUUUUCCAUGAUCUCUUUAGAGGGUUGUGGUAUGCUAUUGUAAUUAGUUUUUUUUUUGAACAACUAUUGUAAUUAGUUUACUGAAAUGUAAAUUUUAAUACUCAUUAUGGUGUAUUAUGAAAUGAAA